CCUUUUUCUUUUUGUAACAGAAACAAAUUCAAGCUAAUAUUUGUGUAACUAUAGAGAUGGUGAGGAAUGCUCUAGACCAGUUGCGAGGAGCUGUGUCAAUUGUUUAUCCAAUGGGCUUGCCACCCCAUGACCCAAUAAGACUUGAAUUUGAGGAUAAAGAAGAUUUAACUGGAACUCAGAUGGCCUUGCAAAUAAUUGAAGAGUCAGAGUCACAGCUGUGGUGGGCAGGAAAGGAAUUACAGAGGGGAAAGAAAUUAUCAGACUAUCUGGGCAAAAAUGAGAAAACAAAAAUAAUUGUAAAGCUACAAAAGCGAGGACAAGGGGCACCAGCUCGAGAGCCAGUGAUCAGUCCUGAAGAUCAGAAACAAAUGAUGCUUCAUUAUUAUAGACGACAAGAGGAACUUAAGAAACUUGAGGAAUCAGAGGAUGAUGCUUACCUAGAUUCUGAAUGGGCUGAUCGAAAUAUGUUAAAAAGACAGUUGCAAAAUCUUAAUAAUAUCAAAUGGGAACCAAAAUAAGUGCAUGUAUUAUAGUAUUUUUAGUAAAAUUCUACUUUAUGUGAUGCUUAUUUGUUAUAAUGUAUAGCCAAGUUUCCAUGGUAAAAUAAUAAAAUAUUAAAAUUGACUGAAUACUAAAACACAGUUUGUAUUUAGCAUUUGGGAUCACCCAGAUCUAGCAGCUAAAAAAUAUGGUAGUUGGUAGGAAAAUCUUCCAUGAAUGUGAUGCAGAGUGAAGAAUAGCUGAAUGCUUGUUUCCAUACCACAGUGGAUAAAGAUUAAAUCCUAAUCAAGCUAUUAAUACUGCUCCAUAGCCUUUCCACUUGUCUGAUAUUAUAUUUCACAGAUAAUCUUCAGUAUUGUACUUUAUAAUUCUGGCACAGCUGCACUCAUGUACUUUUCUCCCUUUGGUUUUUCAUGGUGUUUAGAAACUAUUGCUUACCCUUAUCUCGUAAUUUUUAUUAUAAUUCUCACUUGUUAAAGAAGUGUUUAAUGAAUGCUUUGUUCACCAAUUCUAAUGUCUCUUAUUUUCAAUAUCCAUGAGAACAUAUGUUUCAUUAUAACAUGUCUUCUUCGUAUCAUUCUUUUAAGAAUAACAGCUGAUGUGUCUUUGUACCAUAAUAAUAAUAUAAUCAGUUCAUUCAUCAGUUUCAUUCCAUCUUCCAUAAGUGUUAUUUACAGUACUGCCUUAAACAACAUAAUUAAACCAUUUUUUGGAGUUUGUUUUUAAAGUCAAUGUAUGUCAUUAACCCAUGCCAGAUUGUGAUAUUGGACACCACUUGAUUUUGUUUGGCACACUGUAUGAGUCGUUAUUAAAAAAAUUUUGUUGACGCUU
Molecule: messenger RNA, 1332 nt
Organism: Polypterus senegalus (gray bichir)
Lineage: Eukaryota; Metazoa; Chordata; Cladistia; Polypteriformes; Polypteridae
Gene: cfap298
Product: cilia and flagella associated protein 298
Exons: 4
Coding region: 57-518 (153 amino acids)
Biological process (GO): regulation of cilium movement
Source: RefSeq, a predicted model, not a curated record